AAGUUUCCUCCCUGAGCCGAAACGUGCAGGUCAGCCGCCCGUCCGCGGUGGCUGGAAGCACAAAAAACCCAACAGAAGAUGGGGAAACUUCAGGCGUUUGAGAUCACUCUAAAAGACAACAAAGUGGUUUAUAGUCCCGGCGAGUCCAUCUCCGGCACCGUGAAAGUCAACACAGCCCAGCCGAUACAGUGCAAAGAAAUCAAGGUGAACUGCCAGGGUUACUGUGGCGUGACCAACAAAGCAAACGACACAGCCUGGGUAGAGGAAGAACAGUACUUCAGCAGCUCUCUAUCAGUGGCAGAUAAAGGCACUCUGAAACAAGGCGAGCACAGUUUUCCCUUCAAAUUUCUCAUACCAGCCACAGCUCCAACAUCAUAUGAAGGCCCCUAUGGAAGGAUUAUGUACAGAAUUAGAGCCUUUAUCGACACUCCCCGCUUUGCAAAGGACUACCGGACAGAGAAGCCCUUCUAUAUGCUGAACAACAUUAACCUCAAUGAAGUUGCUGACAUAAAUGAGCCAAGCUCAUCAUCUGUAACUAAGAAUUUCUCUUACAAUCUGGUGAAGAAUGGGACAGUUGUGCUGACGGCUAAAAGUGACCUGCGAGGCUAUGCUCCAGGUCAGGUCAUCAAAGUGUCCACUGAAAUUGAUAACCGAUCAGGGAAGUCCACAGGCCACGUGGUGGCAAGCCUGAUGCAGAAAGUUACGUAUAAUACAAAGAGACCAACGCAAGACUUGAGGGCGAUAGCAGAAGUAGAGGGGGCUGGAGUGAAGGGAGGAAAGCAGGCUGAGUGGAAAGAGCAGAUCAUUGUUCCUCCUCUGCCCCAGUCUUCUCUGGCUGGCUGUGAUCUUAUCAAGAUUAACUAUUUCAUUCAGGUUUCUCUGAAGUACCCAGAAGUGUUACUGACUCUGCCCAUCCACAUUGGAAAUAUUGCGAUCGAUCCUAGCCUCCACACUCCAUCCAGGCCGGCCGCCCCUCUCCCAAGACCACGCGCAACCCCUUCUUCUACUUCUACCACUCCUACAACCACCACUGCAUCUCGCUCUGCUUCCACCACCACACCUCCUCAGACAGCCCCCAGACCUGCCCCCCGUCCACGGCCCCGCAGUACUUGCAUCACCCCGAGCGCCCCUCCGCCAGAGCCAGAUAUGCUGGAUGCGGGCUCUCGCCACAGUGAGGAGAUCCCCACCAAGAUCCACUCUCAGCAGCAGGCCAGCGGCUCUGAGGCUGCCAUUUCCCCCAAUGCCUUUAGCUAUGCUCCAGGCCUCUCUUUCCCACAGAACCAGCGCAACAACAGCAGCAAUGCUUCAGCACCCCAAUUCUGCAUCUCCACAGGAGCCACCAUCCCUUUCUUCACGGAGGGAAAUGCCCCACCCGUCCCAACCAACUGCCCCCUCAUCCUGCCUCCAGAAUACAGGAGUUCAUCAUACCCACAUGAGCCUCCGCCAUCUUAUGAAGACAGCUGCACCAACACCUAAAGGAUUUAUGCAGUCUGUAUUAAGGAAUAACCCCUGAUCACUCACUUUAGGACUUAGAAUUCUUGCUCUUUCGGGGCUAUGGGACCAUGUUCACAUUGGAAGUGAUUAGAGCAAAAAGACGUGAAGUUUUUGUUUGUUUGUAUUUUUUUUUUCUUCCUGCAAGCAUGGAGUGACAUCUGUGAUGCCACUAAUUUAAAUGUAUUAUUGUUUAUUAGUUUUUAAUUGGAAGUCAUUGCAUUUUGUAUCAUUUGGAUGGCCCAAGAGAAAAAGUUAUUAGUUUUAAAUUGUUGUUAUUACUAUUAUUGUGGAUCAUUAUGCUAAUUAACCUAAUUUGCGCACUUUCAGUAACGAGCCCUAGUCACUAAAAUCUUUGUCUCUGUUCAUGUUUCUAGUUGGUUUUGUUUGUUCUUUUUACUGAUUUACUGAUUGUUGGUUAAUAAGAUUUUCGAGCCUGUCUUAUAAAUGUGUUGGAAAACUAGACCUGCGCCGAUAUUCAGUAAUAAGUUUUACUGUGAUAUUUAAUACACACGUUGUUAUCGCUGAUGCUCUGAAAUGCUGUUCUUGCAUUUUUGGCAAAUUCACAAGUGAUAUGCUAUCAAUCAAUGCCAGAAAAAAAACAGCGUUCAGUAAAUGAAUGUACCAUUAUAGAGUCCCGUAGUAGAAGUCUUUUUCCAUUUUCAGACAGAUAUACCCACAAUGCAUAACCAUGAUAUUGCUGUUUAAAACACCCACAUGUAUACAUCUCAUAAAUGCAAAAAUUCUUAAAUCCAACAUUGUGAUAUUUUAAAGUGUGAUAAGAAGUUUGGUAGAUCUCGUAUUACAAUUUUAGAUUUGUACAUGUCUGUUGAAAAAGGACACAUCUGGGCAAUAAUGGAAAUGUUUUAUUUCAUUUUUUUUAAUAUAUUGUGUGUCUAUGAAUUUUGUAAAAAUUAUUGUAUUUUCUUCUAAAGAUAUUUGAUUACAUUUAAAUAAAUCUGUUUUCAAAGCUAAA
Pygocentrus nattereri (red-bellied piranha) is the source of this 2467-nucleotide messenger RNA. RefSeq names its product arrestin domain containing 1a (gene arrdc1a). Gene Ontology annotation, cellular component: cytoplasm. Gene Ontology annotation, molecular function: ubiquitin-like ligase-substrate adaptor activity; ubiquitin protein ligase binding. The transcript is spliced from 8 exons. The coding region runs from base 79 to 1476 and encodes 465 amino acids. Gene Ontology annotation, biological process: protein transport. The record is from RefSeq and is a predicted model, not a curated record. Lineage: Eukaryota; Metazoa; Chordata; Actinopteri; Characiformes; Serrasalmidae.